AUGGCAACAAACAAGGAAACAGGGAUAUCAGAGGAAAAUCCACAAGACAACAAAGAAUUGGUUAAGAGCAAAAUGCUGGACAAGGUGGAAGCAGAAGACAGUUUACCAGGUGAUAGCAAAAUUCUUGCAGAGAAUUCUUUUGAACAAGUAAAGAGUAAUCAAGAUUCUGAUGACUUGUCUGGAGUUAAAAAUGAUAAAAUUAAGGAACUUGCUUAUAAAGAGGAAAAGGUUGAAAAAUCAAAUAAUAAAAUGGAAGAAAAGGAUGAAUCUGAUGGAAUGCCAGCAAAGGCAGAACCACAAUUAGAAGAUGAGGUUGAACCAGAAAGAACUAACUCAGCAGACAGCAAAGUUAAGAGUGAGGGUGGCCAGCCUGAUGAAGAGAAAGAAAUGCUGUUGAAGGAUGAUGGUGAGCCAAAGGAAAGUGAAAAAAUUGAUGGGGAACCAGAAAAAACUGAACAGUUAGAUAUGAAAGCUGAUGGUGAACCCGAUAAUAGUCGAGAAACACUUGCUAAUGUUGGUGGAAAGGUGGAAGAACAGAAUGCAAAGAGACCAGAUAAGAAAGACGGAGAAAUGAAUGCUGAAAACGAGGAAAAGGAAGAUUUAGAAUCUACUGACAAUAAAUGCACAGAAGAGAAUAAAGUAUCUGAAGACGUUGACCGGCUUGGUGAUGCUCAUGAUUUUGAGAGUGUAGUUGAAGAUAACAAGAAGAACUGUGAAGAGAAUGAUCAGGCUGAAAGGUCAGUCUCUUCCCUGUCCAACCAAAAUCAGGACACGUAUCCACCAGGACACGAGUCUCGGCCUGGACCUACAGGUUAUUUUACCCAAGAUGGAGAGAUGAUCUAUUUAAAUAUUGCCAAAGAUGGUCAAAUGGUUUACCAAACUGAAGAUGGGCGGUUGGUUUACCAGUAUCCAACGGAAGAGGGACGCAUCCUUUUCCACACAGGAGAGACGGAACCAAAUUACUGCAAAAAUAAAACUGUCAGUGAAGAAGUAGCCAAUUAUGUUGAUGACAUAAUCCAUGAUGCUAUUUCUGAAGCUGAAGACAAAAUAAAUGCAGACUCCCAGAUUAAACGUCUGGAAGAGGAACAGAAGCAAAAAGAUCCCGGUGAAUAUGGAGUCAAAGGAGAAUCAGAAGCAUAUCAGAAUACAGGACCUGCCAAUGUCUCUCAAUCAAAGUCUUUGGAUUCUGGUGCCACUUCCAGGAUUGAAACCGAUUUACCUCCAGGAAACACUGCUGAGACUACAGAGAGUACAAGUGGAUAUAAUUCUUGCACAGGGCCUGGUAGUUCUUCAAGAAGAGAAAGUCCUGGUAACACAGGAAGUAGGCACCUUUUCAGCCCUGGACCAAGGGCGCCACCAUUUAGAAUUCCCGAGUUUAGAUGGUCGUAUCUACAUCAGAAGUUACUCUCAGAUCUCUUGUUCUCUAUUGAAACUGACAUUCAAGUUUGGAAAAGUCACAGUACACGUGCAGUUGUUGAUUUUGUCAAUUCUGGUGAAAAUCACAUCUACGUUGUCAAUGUUACCCACAUGAUUUCCCAGUUGGCAGAUAACCUCAUCAUGUCAUGUGGUGGACUUUUGCCAUUAUUGGCUGCUGCUACAUCACCCAAAGGAGAAAUUGAAAUUUUAGAACCAAACCAAGGACUAAGUAUUGAACAAGCAGUCUCUAUUUUACAAAGAAUAAUGAACAUGACCGAUAUUGUAGUCUUCACUAGCUCAACUAAUUUUUCAGAACUGGAGCAAGAAAAGAACAUGCCACCGGGCGGAAUACUUCGGCAAUGUCUGCGUUUGGUGUGCACUGCUGCCGUGAGGAAUUGUUUGGAAUGCAAACACAGAUACACUCCUAAGACUCCCAUCGCAGAGGCCUCUCCAACCCCACCCCCACAGCGGCAGAACUCAAAACCGACAAACAGUGUAGAUGCUAUACAAUCACUUAUUGGUGGCUCACACCCCUCCCCAAAAAAUAUAGUUGAAAACUUGGGAGGUCAAACUACCCCAAUCAAAGAUGCAGAAAAGUUGCUGCAAGACAUGGAUAUCACACGUUUAAGAGCUGUGGUCUACAGAGAUGUGGAUGAGACGAAGCAGGCUCAAUUUCUGGCCUUGGCCAUCGUGUACUUCACAUCUGUGCUAAUGGUCUCCAAGUACAGAGACAUUUUGGAACCACCCAGCUCUGCAUCAACACCUACCCUGGCGCCUCAUCGGUCAGCUGUUCUCUCUCCAACCUCAAGAGAAGGUAAUGAAACAGAUGAGGAAGUCAUUUCAUUAAAAGACUACAACGAACCUGACACCAGUGUUGAAAGCAUAGAAAAGGAGGCAGUUGCCGUAUCAAUAGCUGCAGACAUCCAUAUUGUUACCAGUGAGAAGAAAGCUGCUGAAGAAUCAUCCUCUUCAAAAUCUACCCAGGAAUCAAAAAAUGAAACUGACAAAUCCAAUGAUGCCACAAUUAUAAAAGACAAACUUCUUGAAGAAAAAGCUGAAACCAGUGCCAUUGAUAAAUCUGUAGAUGGUACUUCUCCAUCAAAUUCUGUUGACGAGAAAUCUUCUGCUACUGAGCCUGAGAAAUCUCCAAAAGAAGAAGUAGCAGCAACUGUAGACUCUGUUAAUAGUGCUGUCGAAGAAAGCAGCAAAGAAACUAGUAACCAAAAAAUCUCUACAUCAGAAUCUCAGAAAGACUUGACACCAACCAGUACUGAUUCCACUGUGACAAGUGCUACUAUGACUACAGCUACGACUGCAAAUACAGCCCCGAUGGAAUCUGUUCAUGUAAAUCAGUCUGAGACUAAAGUGGAUACAGAUAAAACAAUUGAGGCUGCUAUCUCUACAAACCCAGAUAAAGAUGGUGAGCAAGCAUGUUCCCCAAUUGCAGCUGAUAAUGAGAAGGUGUUGGCUGAAGGUGAAAGAAGGGAAGAAAAUAGAGAAGAAGGAAUAUCAUCUAUUAGAAUAGAUGAGAAAGCAGAUGGGAGACCAGCAGAUCCUGGCACAAAGCCACCAGAAAAAUUGGAAUUGACUACAAAGAUCCCAGCUGCAUUUGACAAUUUGCCAUUACCAAAUGAAGGAAGUUCCCUGACAAAACGCCUUGAAAGGGCACUUGGGUCAGCUGCACCACUUCUUAGAGAAAUUUUUGUUGAUUUUGCUCCAUUCCUCUCCAAAACAUUAAUAGGAUCGCAUGGGCAAGAAUUACUUGUUGGGGGUCUUGUCACAUUGAAGCAGAGUUCAUCUGUUGUUGAACUUGUGAUGCUACUAUGUUCACAAGAAUGGCAGAAUUCCUUGCAGAAGCAUGCUGGCUUAGCAUUCAUUGAACUUGUUAACGAAGGAAGACUCCUGGCACACGCAACGAGAGAUCACAUUGUGCGUGUAGCUAAUGAAGCUGAAUUCAUAUUGACUCGAAUGAGAGCAGAAGAUGUGCAAAAGCAUGCCGAGUUUGAGUCUCUAUGCGCUCAGACAGUCGUUGAACGCAAAGAAGAAGAGAAAUUAUGCGAUCAUUUGAUAACAUCUGCCAAGAGGAGAGAUCAUGCCAUUGCUUCUGUACUUCACGAAAAGAUUGUCAACAUUUUGACCAACAAGCAUGGAGCUUGGGGUCAAUUUCCACAUGACAAGUGUGAAUUUUGGAAACUUGACUCAUGGGAGGAUGACUUCCGUCGAAGACGCCGUUUUGUCAAGAACCCUCAUGGAUCUACUCAUCCAGAAGCAACAUUGGAAGCUUCUGUAGAGUCCAGUUCUGACGAGAAUGCCAUAAAUCAGACUCGUGAGGCUUUCCAUGCUCACUUGGCCCAUGCCAAGAAAGGUCAGCAGCAACAACAGCCUGACUUCACCGAUGAAGAAUUGCUGAUGGAGGAGAGAGAUUUUGAGCAAGAGUUUUCAGGACCUGUAGCCUUAUCAACUUCAUGUAAGCUUAUUUCCAUGGGACUUGCAAUUCCAGGAAUAAUGUCCAUCACAAAAACUGACCUUUACUUUGAAAUGGAUGAGGACGACAAAGAUAACAAAAAACUUUCACCUGAAGUGCUUGCAUACAUGGACCACCUUCAUGGGAAGUGGCACUUUUCAGAAAUCAGAGCUGUAUUCUCUCGCAGGUACUUGCUUCAAAAUGUAGCCAUUGAGAUUUUCACUGCCAACAGAACAGCAGUUAUGUUUGCCUUUCCUGACCAUGUCACCCUGAAAAAAGUUGUCAAUGCUCUACCCCGAGUUGGCAUUGGCAUUCGCUAUGGCUUGAAUCAGGCAAGACGAAUGUCUCUGGCAUCUGGAAAGCAAUUAUUUAAAUUGUCAAACAUGACACAAAAGUGGCAACGAAGAGAAAUCUCCAAUUAUGAUUAUCUUAUCUAUUUAAACACUGUUGCAGGCCGUUCAUUCAAUGAUUUGAACCAGUACCCCAUAUUUCCUUGGGUUAUUGUAAAUUAUGAAUCCGAGGAGUUAGAUCUAAGCCAACCAAAUAAUUUUCGUGACUUGUCAAAACCGAUUGGUGCUCUGAAUCCUGCCCGAAAGAAGUUCUUUGAUGAACGUUAUGCAAGCUGGGAACACGAGCAGAUUCCUCCUUUCCACUAUGGCACUCAUUACUCAACAGCUGCAUUUACACUUAACUGGCUCAUCCGCGUGGAACCAUUCACAACAUUAUUUUUGAAUAUGCAAGGAGGAAAAUUUGACCAUGCCAAUCGAACUUUCUUCUCCAUUAACCAGGCAUGGAAAAAUUGUCAGACAGACACAUCAGAUGUCAAAGAACUCAUACCGGAAUUUUAUUAUCUCCCCGAGAUGUUUGUGAAUCAAAACACCUUUGACUUUGGCUAUCAAGAUGGAAAUGUGAAAGUGGAUGAUGUGUGUCUGCCGCCUUGGGCAAAGACUCCAGAGGAUUUUGUACGCAUCAGUCGAAUGGCUCUGGAAUCGGAAUUUGUUUCAUGCCAGCUGCAUCACUGGAUCGACUUGAUCUUUGGAUACAAGCAAAAAGGACCCGAAGCAAUCCGGGCAACCAAUGUCUUUUACUAUCUUACUUAUGAAGGCAGCGUUAAUCUGGAAUCGAUGACUGACCCUGUGAUGAAGGAGGCGGUUGAGAAUCAAAUUCGCAGUUUUGGCCAAACACCAACUCAGCUCCUCACAGAGCCACACCCUCCUCGAAGUUCCUUAAUGCACCUGACCCCAAUGAUGUUCAGUAGUGUGCAAGAUGAUCUCUGCAUGUUGAUGAAAUUCUUGUCCAAUUCUCCCAUCACGCAUGUUGCGGCCAAUACCCACCCAAUGGUACCCACCCCUGCUGUAAUUACAAUCACGUGCAAUCACAAUUUUGCAGUCAACAAAUGGAACCCUAACUACCAGCAGCAAGGGACGCCCACCAGUUUCUCAUCAGACAAGCACGAGAAAGAGGCUGAACUCCCAGUGUUAAUGGAUCAGUUAUUUGCUCAAAACACUGGCCUGCACAAGAGGUCACUGGGAGAUAACUUUGACCAACGUUUGAAAGUGACCCAUUCCAGCUUUGUCACAACAGCCGACAACAGGUUCAUUUUUGCCUGUGGAUUCUGGGACAAGAGUUUCCGCAUUUUUUCCACCGACUCAGCCAAAAUAAUUCAGGUUAUUUACGGCCAUUUUGACAUUGUCACAUGCAUCACAAAAUCAGAAAGCAAUACAAACCAUGACUGCUACAUUGUCACUGGCUCAAAAGAUUGUACCGUCAUGGUAUGGCAGUUCAGUUCCCGAACUCAAGCUAUUGUUGGUGACAUUGGAACUACCGAGAAGCCCACACCAAAAGCUACCCUCACUGGGCACCAAACCGAAGUUGUUUGUGUGGCUGUCUUCUCCGAACUUGGACUGGUUGUCAGUGGCUCUAAAAAUGGCCCAUGUCUUGUCCACACAUUGACCGGUGACUUGUUAAGAUCUCUCGACCCUCCUGAAGGUUGCUCUUCUCCUGAAUUAAUCACCAUGUCCAAGGAAGCAUUUAUCCUGGUUAAGUUUGACCAGGGAAACAUUUGCAACUUCACCAUCAAUGGGAGACUUUUGUGUCACAUCAAACACAAAGACAACAUCAUUUCAAUGCUACUGAGCCACGGUGGGGAAUAUCUCAUCACCGGAGGAGACAACGGGGUGGCUGAUGUAUGGCGCACACAUGACCUUACUCUUCUCUACUCUUAUCCAAAAUGUGAUGGCAAUAUUCAUUCAUUGUCUCUGUCACAUGAUGAAAGACUCUUGCUACUUGGUCUUGGAACUGGAUGCCUUCUUGUGUUCUUUAUAGAUUUCAACAAGUGGCACUAUGAAUAUCAAGAAAGGUACUGA
Messenger RNA from Acanthosepion pharaonis, 6246 nucleotides. The record is from the annotation of a GenBank genome assembly. Lineage: Eukaryota; Metazoa; Mollusca; Cephalopoda; Sepiida; Sepiidae.